Molecule: messenger RNA, 1519 nt
Organism: Perognathus longimembris pacificus (Pacific pocket mouse)
Lineage: Eukaryota; Metazoa; Chordata; Mammalia; Rodentia; Heteromyidae
Gene: Phospho2
Product: phosphatase, orphan 2
Exons: 4
Coding region: 507-1232 (241 amino acids)
Molecular function (GO): phosphatase activity
Source: RefSeq, a predicted model, not a curated record
CUGCGCCUGCGCAGAACGUGGGCGCGGGGCGGGUGCUGCGGAGCGGCGUUGGCGGGCCGGCGUGGGAGCGAGGCUGGGGGGACCUAACCCGCCGAAGCCGCGCGGACAUCGGAACGGCUAGGGGCGCUGACGCCAGGACCGGGUCAGUGAGGAGCUUUCGGCCGCAUCCCAAUCUGCUGCUCCCAUUCCGGCCUGGGAGUCGCCUCCCGGGGGUCGAACCCCAUGUAGGUCCCGACGCCCACCUUCCUGUGGACCCGGCAGGUUUCUAUCAGAUGUUCCACUGUAACAAUGCUGGAGUUAAGAAGUUUCCAUUCCUUUGCUUCAAACCAGAAGAUUUUAUUCCCUGCAUACAGAACUAGAGUGAUGUUAUUUAAAAACAACUGACAACUGGCUGAUGUUUAAAACUGAAGAUUGUCAUGACUGUUUAACUUAAACUCUAUGCUGAAACAAGAUUGAUUAUAUGGAAAGUAACUAAUUUGGGGUAACCCAAAGCUAUUUCUGGAACAAUGAAAAUUUUGUUGGUGUUUGACUUCGAUAAUACAAUCAUAGAUGACAAUAGUGACACGUGGAUUGUACAGUGUGCUCCAGACCAAAAGCUUCCCAUUGAACUACAAGAUUCUUAUCAAAACGGAUUUUGGACAGAAUUUAUGGGCAGAGUCUUUAAGUAUUUGGGAAAUGAAGGCAUAGGAGAAGAUGAAAUGAAAAGCACAAUGAUAUCAAUGCCUUUCACUCCAGGGGUGGUGGAACUUUUCAACUUCAUAAGAGAGAAUAAGAAUACAUUUGACUGCAUCAUUAUUUCAGAUUCAAAUUCAGUCUUUAUAGAUUGGAUUUUAGAAGCUGCUAAUUUCCAUGAUGUGUUUGAUAAUGUGUUUACAAAUCCAGCAGCUUUUGAUAGCAAUGGUCAUCUCACUGUGGAAAAUUAUCAUGCCCAUUCUUGUGAUAGGUGCCCAAAGAAUCUUUGCAAAAAUGUAGUUUUGGUAGAAUUUGUAGAUAAACAGUUAAAGCAAGGAGUUAAUUAUACACGAAUUGUUUAUGUAGGUGAUGGUGGAAAUGAUCUCUGUCCAGUAACCUUUUUAAAGAAGAAUGAUGUUGCCAUGCCACGGAAAGGAUAUACUUUACAUAAAACUCUUUCCAAAAUGACUCAAAAUCUUCAGCCCAUAGAAUCUUCUGUUGUAGUUUGGUCUUCAGGUGUCGAAAUAAUUUCUCAUUUACAGUCUCUAAUAAAGGAGUAAUGCCAGCAACUGAAAUGUGUGUUAGUUAAGGUUAGAUUCAGCAACAAAAACUCAUUUGCUAGAUGGUAGAGGCUUAAAAAGGUGGGGGGAGGGUUCCUCUCACUUCAAAAGAAUUCCAGAAGUAUCCCAACACUGCUAGGCACUUAGCUUCCAACUCAUGAACUGAACUUCCUGUUAAAGCUUCAACCCUCACAGCAACAUUCUGGCCAUCAUGGAAGGCAGUGAGUACCAUUAGCUAAAAUAGUUAAUGCCCCAUCUACUUCAAGGGAAGAUGGAAAAUAAUAGCU